AUGAACGUACCAGAUCCGUAUCCCUCACAACCCCAUCAUAACCAUCGUUUAAGGUUGUUUCUAUCUGUGGAAAAAAUUAUAUUGUUGAUUUCAUUAUUACCUCUUCUACAUGCAUUACCUUUGAAAAAUCAAUUCAAUGAACAACCCUCCCCAUCUCCCAUGGAACCUUCUCAAAUCAAUGUCACUUACUUGGUAGUGUCAGUGUCUUUAGUUAUCUUAGGUGGUAUCUUUGCUGGUUUAACCUUGGGUCUAAUGGGUCAAGAUGAAGUUUAUUUGAAAGUUAUAUCUUCUUCCGGUUCCGAUGAUGAAAGAAAAUUAGCUGAAAAAGUUUUGAAAUUGUUUAGUCAUGGGAAACAUCAAAUAUUGGUCACUUUACUAUUAUCCAAUGUCAUCACCAAUGAAACUUUACCUAUUGUUCUGGAUAGAUCAUUGAAUGGUGGUGGUUGGCAAGCUGUUGUAUUCUCGACAAUCUUAAUUGUUAUCUUUGGUGAAAUUAUCCCUCAAAGUACUUGUGUCAAAUAUGGUCUUCAAGUAGGUGCGUUUUUUGGUCCAUUUGUUAUUGUAUUGAUGUAUACUUUCUUCCCCAUUGUCUACCCAACAGCAAGACUCUUAGAUUAUAUAUUGGGUGAAUCUCACGGUACCAUGUAUAAAAAAUCAGGUUUAAAGACUCUGGUGACUUUACACAAGACAAUGGGUGUUGAACGUCUUUCCCAAGAUGAAGUCACCAUUAUCUCUGCAGUCUUAGAUUUGAAAGAAAAAUCAGUCUUUGAAGUGAUGACCCCAAUGGAAAACGUUUAUACCAUGUCUGCUGAUACAAUCCUAGACUCUCAUCGUAUACAACAUAUUUUCAAUUCAGGGUUUUCAAGAAUCCCCAUCCAUUUACCUAAUGAUCCAACAAAUUUCAUCGGAAUGCUAUUGGUUCGUGUCUUGAUCUCUUAUGACUCAGAUGACAAACUUCAAGUCUCACAUUUCCCCUUGGCCACUUUACCAGAGACAAGACCUACCACUUCCUGUUUAAAUAUUUUAAAUUAUUUCCAAGAGGGUAAGUCUCACAUGUGUGUUGUUAGUAAUAAUCCAGGUUCUUCGCAGGGAGCUAUUGGUGUAGUCACUUUGGAAGAUGUUAUUGAAGAAUUAAUUGGUGAAGAAAUUAUUGAUGAAUCUGAUGUUUUCAUAGAUAUUCAUAAUCGUAUCAAGAGAGACUCUCCACCACCACUUUUAAGCAAAAGACAUAUGACUCCUUAUUUGCAUCAGUUAUAUAACAAUGCAAACGCCAUGGCAAAUUCUCCUGAUCUACAUGCACUAAAUACAAGACCACCUUCUUCAAAUAAUUCUACAACUUCUUUCCCACCUUUUAAACAUUCUCCACCUCAACACAAUCAUAAUUCGAACCCGGAUGAUCAACAUCAUAUUCUUCAUGAUACUCAAUUUCAAGAUAUCAAACCUUCUAACCCUGCCUCCAACCCUUUAAAAGUGAAGAAAUCUUUUGUCACGAUUAAAAAUUUACCAAAUGAUUCAGAUGAUGAUUCCAAUAACACUCGUUCAAAUUAUGGCUCUAUUAAACAGAAAAAGAUAAAUACUGUCUCUGAUAUUAAAUGGAAAAAUCAAAAUACUACCGAUGAAUCUAGUAUCCCAAAAAUCACAAAACAUUCACAACCGGUCAAUAUCGUUAUACCGUCUCAAUCCAAUGUAGUGAAUACUCCUAACGCAAAACAAAUCCAAAUCGUUCAAAAGAAAUCUUCACAACAUAUUAUUCCAAUAUCAGCAGCUGAUGACAAUGAUGUUCCACCUUCUCAAACCAUUGAUCCAUCAGGUGCAAAUCUUUCCUAUAAAUCAAUCACUAAUGGUAUUGUAGAAUCCAUCAUAACUGUGAAAGGUGUCUCCAAAACGAUCAUUGAACCAAAUGACAACGCAAGCAUUAAUUCUGGAAAUUCUUCAGUCUCCUAG
Messenger RNA from Henningerozyma blattae CBS 6284, 1944 nucleotides. It is a transcript of the gene MAM3, whose product is annotated as Mam3p. Gene Ontology annotation, cellular component: intracellular membrane-bounded organelle. The transcript has a single exon. The record is from RefSeq and is a predicted model, not a curated record. Bases 1 to 1944 code for a protein of 647 amino acids. Gene Ontology annotation, biological process: magnesium ion homeostasis. Lineage: Eukaryota; Fungi; Ascomycota; Saccharomycetes; Saccharomycetales; Saccharomycetaceae.